This is a messenger RNA of Melopsittacus undulatus (budgerigar), 6049 nucleotides long. It is a transcript of the gene LIMS2, whose product is annotated as LIM zinc finger domain containing 2. Gene Ontology annotation, biological process: cell-cell adhesion; positive regulation of integrin-mediated signaling pathway; cell-cell junction organization. The record is from RefSeq and is a predicted model, not a curated record. NCBI's taxonomy places the organism in Eukaryota, Metazoa, Chordata, Aves, Psittaciformes, Psittaculidae. The coding region runs from base 15 to 1247 and encodes 410 amino acids. The transcript is spliced from 10 exons. Gene Ontology annotation, cellular component: cytoplasm; focal adhesion; cell-cell junction.
UUUAUAGGAAAAGUAUGCGCGGGGCCGCGGGGGCUGCCCUGAGUCACCGGCUCCGUGGCUCCCGCCCACACCCAGGGCCCCCGUCCGCCGCUACCGCCGGGCUGGGGCGGGGUUUGCGCUGCCCACCGGGGCUGUCUGGGACCGGUGCUGCCGCGCCGGGCCGCGUGUGCCGCUGCGUAGCCCCUCCGCCACGGUCCAGAGCCGGCCGGGAGAGCGUCGCCAUGACGGGCAGUAAUAUGUCUGAUGCUCUCGCAAAUGCAGUAUGUGAACGCUGCCAGGCUCGAUUUGAUCCUGCAGAGAAGAUUGUCAACAGCAAUGGGGAACUCUAUCAUGAAAACUGCUUUGUCUGUGCUCAGUGUUUCCGUCAGUUCCCAGAUGGACUAUUUUAUGAGUUUGAAGGUCGGAAGUACUGUGAACAUGACUUUCAGAUGCUGUUUGCUCCUUGCUGUGGGGAAUGUGGUGAGUUCAUUAUUGGGCGUGUUAUCAAGGCAAUGAACAACAAUUGGCACCCAGAAUGUUUCCGCUGUGAGCUCUGCGAUGUAGCACUUGCUGACCUGGGUUUUGUGAGGAAUGCUGGCAGGCAUCUGUGCAGGCCAUGCCAUAACCGUGAAAAAGCUAAGGGACUGGGCAAAUACAUCUGUCAGAAGUGCCACCUGAUAAUUGAGGAGCACCCUCUGAUGUUUCGGAAUGAUUCCUACCAUCCGGAUCACUUCAACUGCACCCACUGUGGGAAGGAGCUCACUGCUGAGGCCCGGGAGCUGAAGGGAGAACUGUACUGUCUGCCCUGCCAUGACAAGAUGGGAAUCCCCAUCUGUGGAGCCUGCCGCAGGCCCAUUGAGGGACGAGUGGUCAAUGCCCUGGGAAAGCAAUGGCAUGUUGAGCAUUUUGUUUGUGCCAAAUGUGAGAAGCCAUUCUUGGGUCACCGACACUAUGAGAAAAAAGGACUAGCUUAUUGUGAAACCCACUAUAACCAGCUCUUUGGAGAUGUCUGCUACAACUGCAGCCAUGUGAUAGAGGGAGAUGUGGUAUCAGCUCUUAACAAGGCCUGGUGUGUGAACUGCUUCUCCUGCUCCACCUGCAACAUCAAGCUUACACUGAAGAAUAAGUUUGUGGAGUUUGACAUGAAGCCUGUAUGCAAGAAGUGCUAUGAAAAAUUCCCUCUGGAACUGAAGAAACGCCUGAAGAAAUUGUCAGAGCUGACAUCCAAGAAGACACAACCGAAAGCUCUGGAUUUAAACUCUGCUUAAACAGGUCUGUCGGUCUACUGACUGCACUCUUACAGUCAUAAGCUGCUGUGAGCAGCAGCUGUUGAUUACAGAGGCAAUUACUAACAAGUGAAACCAAAGAUAAGUAGUACCUUCCCCUUCUUCUGCUAAUGUAGCUUUCAUCUUGACUAUCCCUUUUCUCAAGCAGUUAUCUGUUAACACUGGCAGAAAGAGAAAUAUGAUUUCUGCUUGAGCAGUUUACAGGCUGGUUAUUAAUUUUCUAAUAACAAAUAAUUCAGCCUUGUGAAUUGUACACAGUCUUUCUUCCUCAGCUGAAAUGUAGCUCUCUCUCCAGUCCUCCAUAGUCUAAGGAAUUUGGAAGCAGCAGUUAAGUGUAGGGAUGGAAGAAAUGUAUGAUUUGCUGUUUUUCAGUUGAAGUAUAAACAUUUCUAACCGUGGGUUAAGAUAUUUAACAUGUAGACAAAUAUUCUGAAAGCUGUCACUCUUUGCUACAUGCAAAAUGUACUGACCUUUCUCCAGAUUCCUACUGAGCAUAUAUGGAUGCUCUGCAGUCCUUCUGGUUUGCAGGUUUACUGGGAAAGCCCAGGAACCAAUAGUUAUGGCAUCUAUGCUGCUCAGUUGUCUAACUUAGGUCCAGUAUUAGGGCAGCUGAAGAAGUUUGCUUUGCUGCUUCCCUGCUCUGUUCUAAGGAGGUAAUUGUCAAGGCCUUACCACCCUCUCCAAGAUAGUUGGGCUCUCCUUAAUGAGGAGGUUGCUACAGCAAAAGAAAGAUUUUGUUAGAAACUGACACUGUAAAGUUUCUCCAUUUGGUCUCUAUUACUAUAUGAAAGCUUCUAAUGGUCAACACUAUCCACUGUCCUGUCCACUGGCACAGCUGACAUUUCUUAAGGCAGUGUGGCUGGAGCCUUGGUUAUUUGUUUGCAUGAUGAAAUCAAAUUGUUAAUAUGGUGCAAGUUAAGCAUUCCAAUUUCCCUGUCCUUCUCACUUAAUUUGAAAGAUGAGGGCACAAUUGUUGGUCAUGCUUCAGAGAGCCUAAUUACAUUAAGGGGUAUCUGAUAUUUAUGGCUUGUAGCAAAUGUGGUCUUGUGCAGGAAAAAAAAACCCUAGGACUUACUUCUCUUAAAAAGUUCACCCAAAUGAGAAUUUCCUAUCACCUUUCAUAUUAACACCUGAGUGUACUUAAAGAGAGGACCUCAGAUAUGAAUCUGUACGUCUUAACCUAUAGUUCUGCUGUGUAGUUUUGCCUAUCACUGGUGAAUUUUCACUGGUCCUGUCUCUGCUAUAAAACUUGGGAAAUUUACUGGGUUUGAACAUCCUUGAUAUUUUUUCAGGGGUGAGCCAUCAGCAGUGCUGUUCCUGAGGUCACUUGGGUGUCUGUAAUCAUGGGGAGCUUCUGAGACCUCUGCAGGUGUCCUCCAUAGUUCCUUGUCCUGAACUAGGCUGAGCAGCCUGAAUAGUUGGAGUCUCUGCCUGCUCAUUUACAAGAUCAACAGGAUGAAAGGCACUAGAGGACUGCUGUCCCUUGCAUGAUUUAAAUCUUGCAAAAAGCGGCUAGUUUAGUAGGGCAAAUGAACAUAACAGUUGGGCCUUGCCACCACCCUGCAGUCCCAAGAGAAUUAGCUAUAAAGAAGUUAGAACGUCCUCACUUCUUGCAUGUGUGAGAAGCAACUAGAUUGGGGCAAUAAUCUACCUUAAAAUUGCCCUCACUGCCAUCACACUUUGCUCAAAAUAGAUCUAAACUAGGUAACAGCUAAAGCAUUGACAGCUGUUCACACAUUUGCUGUAGCUACUACCCAUGAAAUAGCACUAGUGAUAUCACAGCAGUGGUGGGAAAUCUUUGUUAACUCUGUGCAGGCAAGAAUCCUGCAUGUGGGACCAUCUCUUAGAUACUUAAUGGCUUUGCUAAUUCAGAUUCCUUCAGCUGCUUUGCUUUUUGGUGCCAUAAGCCACCAUAAACUUUUAACUGGGAUAUACUGUAUCUGCUAUAACACUGAUGAGGGGACAGGCCUAAUCCUAACAGUAGAACUCUUUCAAUCCUCUUCUGAACAAUAUGCGCUGUAGCUUACAGUAAUAGUAGCUGCUUUUGUCACUGCUUUAGGAGACCAUGUGGCUAAUCACUUUUCUCUCACCAGCCUAUAAAUGGUCUGUAGUUAAGUGCACAAAGAGCAGCAUGUCUUUUGGUGUGGUAGUAUGUGGCCAGUGCAAAGAAUCUAGGUGCAGUUCAGUAUCCUAUGCAGAGUCUUCUCAGCAUGAAGCAUUCAGGUCUGUUCCUAUCUUUAGUCACAGGGCAUAUCUAACGCUAAAGCUGAGCAGAUGUGUAUCUUCAGCCUCCUGGGAAGGUGUGGAUGAAUACACAGCCAAAUAGCUACUGGUAAAUAUGGAAAGACAUGUAACUAGCAGGCAACAGGUAGUAUUCUUUCAGUGGCCACUCUUGAGUUCAGCAAUGGAAAAUGCAUGUGUGUAGAGGUGAAUGGCAUUACUUUUGUACUGCAAGUAGCGAUAGAGUGUGUGCUCUCACUUUCUCUCAUAUUUGCAACUCAGACCUAAUAAGCUUCAGUGUCCAAAGUAUAGCUGAUACUGUCUUUGAUGAGCUGUUUGGUUAUCUAACAUUUGGAUUAAGUCCUUAUCUUUAGAGCAUUUCCCAAAUUACUGGGGGAAAAAAAUCAUGAUGCUCCCUGACCUCUGUAUUAGCGGAGGGUGAUGUUCUCUUAGUAUCUCUUAAAUUAGCAAUGUUUCACAAUUAUUUUUCUUAUACUUCUGCUCCCCAUAGCCUACAAUGUGCAGAGUUACGAGAGUGAGUAUUACUGACAUGCCUUUUGUGGAAUAGUGGAGUUGAAGGAGUAGGAAAAAUACCUGUAAAUAGUUUAAUAAAAGUACCUUCCCCUUCUUUAAGUCCACUUUUUAAAAACUAAGUAGAAUAUAGUGCAGACUUAAGACUUUUCCUUAAUGUGUUGCUAGGUUUGUUGGUUGUUAGUUUGUUGUUUGGUUGGUUUUGGGGUAUUUUAAAAGUCAAGGUCUUGGUCAGAAACAAGCUGCAUGCUUUUUUCCAUUGCUGUGAAUAGACGUGCUGGCCAAAUUAAUCCUAAGUAUCAUACCGCUGGAGAGUGUAGAUUUAUAUCAAGGUUGAACUUGACUCAGAAGUCUACACUUACCAAAAGCUGUUGUCUCAUUAUAUACAUCUAUAGUUUACAUUCAUAUUUAUACAUACUGAAUUAAAAUCACUAAUAUUCACUGAGUACACUUGAAAUGGUUUUGCUGUUAGAAACCACACUAUGUGAAGCUUGUUUGUAUUCAAAGGGUAUGUUAAUCAAAGUUUUUCUUUACAGCAAGCAAAUCUACUCUGUAGAGUUUGCAUCCUGGUGUUUAUUUUUACAGCAGUCUGUGCAAUGUAGGCAAAUACUGUUCAACCUUCUGUGCAGAGAGUUUCUAGAUGGUGUGUGUUUUGUAUUGUGAUGUGACUGACACCUUUUUAAAAGUGGUUGGAUGGUGAAGGAAUAGGUUGCAGGCAAACGUAAUAAAUGUGGUUGCACUAGUCUGUAAAGCACUGUUAAGUGCUGAGGAUGGUAUAGACCCAGUAAAAGAAUACUUGUCUUGGUUCAGGCCUUGAUGAGCAGUGUGGAUUCUGCACUGUGUGGAGCUCUCAUUUUGUUGCACAUUGCCUGUGCUAACCAAAACAUGUGAUUGUGGAUUCAAAUAUUGUAACACUGUCCCUUUUUUGUUUCUAUAAUAAAGUUAACUGUAAUACAUUUUAAAUCUUCACACAAAAAAAAGCAAAUGUAAAAAGUUGUGUAUUGCACAGUGAAAAACAAAUUACAUUUAGAAUGCUGAGCCAGAGAGCACUACACACCCUGAGGAAUGCUGGGGAUUGCCCAAAUUUGAUUCACUGGUGUGGUGAACUCACGUUUUGGAUCUCUGCUGCUUUUCCGGGGAUGUGUUGGUUGAUGGGGUAUUAGCUUUUAGAAGCAGUGCUGUAUAAAUCAUGUUGUAGAUGAGUAUGAUUCAUGUGCAUACAAAUCGUAUUGUAUGGCAAGUAGAUGAGAUGGUUUGAUUGUUUACAGGCUGUAGCGGAUAUUUGGUGGGUUUAGGUUACAUGAAUAUAGAGCAAAUACUCCAUUUCCUUGUUAAAAAAGACAUUGUGGUUGAUUUUCUGCAGUGUUUAUUUAAAAACCAGAAACAAUACAGUUUGGCUGCAAAUUUUCUUUUUGUACAGGUAAAGUAUUGAAUGCUUCUUACAUAGGAUGACAAAACAAAUCAUUAGUCUCAGACAUUUCCAUUGCCAGCAAUGGUCACUACAGCAGGAAUAUCUAAUUGCAUGCAAAACGAUCAACUAUUCUGACAAGUAUGGCACUCAUUUAUAUGCACAAAGAGAGUGGGGCUCUUCCCUGCCACCCAUGUACAAAAAUCCUAUGACUGUUUGAAUUUCACACAGACACAUCAGAGGGAACAAGAGAACCAUUGUGCAUACCUUGGCAAAUUAGAGAGUUCUAGCAGAGCUGCUGUUCCAGCCCUGCCAGGCUGUGUCUCAAGGAACUUGGUGUAAAUGCUUUAAGACAUGUCCAUGUUUCACUGUGGGCAAGGAAGGGUCUUGUUGAGGAAGGAAUACUUGUUCUCUGAUGGGGUGUCUAAGCUUAGAACCACUACAGCGUGUAUGUAUAUCCUUUACAUACUCUGAGCAUGCUAUGGUUCCUAAAGGGCCAAAGUUGUGUGUUUUCAAAGGUCUGAGAUAUGAACAAGUUUUACUACUCAAAGUGCCUGCUACAGGAAAUAGAAAAGAUCAGGAGAAAUUAAAGCUAUUAAUUCUUGUCUCAUGAAGGAAUGUCUGC